AUGAAACAUCUUCUUUACCAAUACCCUUUCAUCUUGGCCAUCUACUGCUUCUGCAUGCUGCAGACUCCGUCCUCAGGAUUUCCUCAACCUUCAGCUGAUCUUCCAGAUGGCUUGGAUAUUGUGCAGCUUGAGUGGCUGGCACAUUGUCUGAGUCAGUGGAAAACUCUUUCUAGCCAACCUAAGGGUAAGCAAGACAUAUACAAAAGGUUUUUAUUUCACUACUCCAGAACUCGGGAGCCAGCACAUCCAGUUAAAACCGGGUCCCCUCCUCUGCACCCUUUAGUGAGCCUGGCUGCAAAGCUCGCCGACAGCAGGAUGAAGAGAUUUCUGCGGCGAGAUUCACAGGCUGCUGCAGUGGACUUUAUCAAGAAGGAUCACACCGCCCCCUUGGGACGACCGUUUUUCCUUUUCAGGCCAAGGAAUGGAAGGAGCAUUGAAGACAAGGCCCGGUAG
Cynocephalus volans (Philippine flying lemur) is the source of this 453-nucleotide messenger RNA. It is a transcript of the gene NMS, whose product is annotated as neuromedin S. Lineage: Eukaryota; Metazoa; Chordata; Mammalia; Dermoptera; Cynocephalidae. The record is from RefSeq and is a predicted model, not a curated record. The transcript is spliced from 9 exons. Bases 1 to 453 code for a protein of 150 amino acids.